This is a messenger RNA of Silurus meridionalis, 1187 nucleotides long. RefSeq names its product heat shock protein, alpha-crystallin-related, b2 (gene hspb2). The record is from RefSeq and is a predicted model, not a curated record. The transcript is spliced from 2 exons. Bases 245 to 754 code for a protein of 169 amino acids. Lineage: Eukaryota; Metazoa; Chordata; Actinopteri; Siluriformes; Siluridae. Gene Ontology annotation, molecular function: protein folding chaperone; structural constituent of eye lens. Gene Ontology annotation, biological process: protein refolding; response to heat.
ACCCACUAGGAGUGUCCAGUAUCACUCAGCAUCUGCCCCCUGUAGGCCUUGCCGUACAGGCAUGUGUGCCACAACCUAUUUCUAGACCCAUUUAUCACCCCUGUCCAGUCACAAGCUCACAGUCUCUUUGCCCUGCGCCCUCUCCGUCUCGUCUCCCUUUUGUAUCACUGUCACAAUUUCUGAAUAGCCAGAAGGCUCUAUUUCCUCUUUCUUUUACAAAAGGAUACCUGCAUUACUUUUCAGCAUGACUGACCGUACGGUUCCCCACGCGUAUCCUAUGAGCGUUAAUUACGAGAUGUGCACUCCUGCUCGGAUAUACGACCAGAACUUUGCAGAAGCGCUAAGUCCACAGGAUCUGAUGGCUCCGGUGCUGUACCAUGGAUACUACAUCCGUCCUCGUAUCAACAAACAGUUGGAGAGGGGCUUUUCACAGGUGGACAGCGAGGACGACUGGUACCGCGUUCUAUUAGACGUCUGUCAGUUCACACCGGACGAACUGAGUGUGCGAACCGUAGAUAACCUCCUGGAGGUGACUGGAAGCCAUACGCAGAGGAUGGACCAACAUGGCUUUGUUUCCAGAGAGUUCAAGCGCACCUACAUCCUUCCUAUUGGUGUUGAUCCACUGCUGCUGCAAGUAUCUGUAUCUCACGAUGGGAUUAUGUGCAUCCAGGCACCAAGGGAAGUCCAGGAUCUGGAGCCGAAAAUCAAUGAGCUCAAGAUCAAUGUGGAUAAAAAAGGACGGAAAAGAUGCUAAAGUGGAAAAUCAAAGCAACACCCAGCACUUGACCAGAUCUUACAUCCUCUUCACACUUCCCCAUGUAGACUGGGUGGGGAUGUUUAUACAUGACAUGAUUUUUUUAUUAUUAUUUUUAUUUAUUCAAACGAAAACCUUUGUAUCCUACAAAUGUUUGUACAGCUACGAUUUUUAGAUUUGAUCAAGGUUCGGUUUGGAUUAAAAAAAAAAAAAAAAUGUGUUCAGUCGUCCAAGUGAAAAUGAAAUUGAAAUCACAUAUAAAAUGCAAUAUUGUGCAUUGUACCAUGUACUGAGUUUAAUGUAUUUAAAAUGAAAUAAUUGCUCUGGAUUUAGGGAUAUUUUAAUCUAUAUUUAUAAUAAAAGAUAUUUUGUAUAAAGUCACCCAUUUCAGAGAAAUGUACCUGAAAAGAUUAUUUACAACUGCUAUGUAAAA